AUGAACUAUAUGAAUAAUAUUGAUUGUUUUAUGUCCCCGGGGCACAUCCCAACUCGUAAAGGACGGAAUUCUUUAAGGUGGACAGUUCAGAGGUCGCUGGCAAGGCGCAUACAUGGGUUUGACUCGCUUGAUACUUUGGUAGUUCAGUUGAGAGGGCUUUUGGACUCUGGCCAGUUUAGGGCACAACCCUUGAUCUGCGUGAAGAGGGGCUGGAUCAUUGGGGCGGCGGAGGUUUUCUUUCUUCUAGAAAUUGGGGGAGAGCAAAAUUGGAGCCUGCUGCUAAUUGUGAUGGAGUUCACCGGAGAAUGGAAAUCCCUCUGGCCCAUAUCCUCCGCCUUCUCUCCCCCACUCCUCCUCUCAAACCAAACCCCCAAUAAACCUCUUGGCCCAAUAAUUUUUACUCCAAGUCUCAACACACCCAUCAAUGUACUGCUAGAAUCCCCGUCUCUCGCCCCGAGACUCCCCCUUUCGUACCCACAACUUCCGCUCUCAAGAUUCCUCCAAAAGUAUUGUUCUACACCUUCCACCGCGGCAUCUAUUUCCUCUCUUUUUGGUCCCCAGCUCCCUGACUACUCAACCCAUUUUAGUAAUUUCAAUGCCCUCCAACUACUCAGAAUCCCGAACAAGAAUUUAAUUAUUGUGUUUUUCCCCACUGGUGAGAAUUAUAAUCAAGUGGGGUUUACGUUACUGUCAUUAGAAGAUUCCAAAUUGAGUGUUACUUCGACAAGGGAAAAUUUUUUCACAGUGGCGAAAGGUAGCUGCAUAAAUCAUCACCGGAUUACAAGGUUGUUGGUAAACCCAGUUAGUGACGAAGAUAUGUCUCUAGUUUUGAGUAAUGAUUAUAACAGUAAUAGUGUUACAAUGGUUGGGUUUUUGAUGGUUUGCACUGAGUAUUCUGUUUAUUGGUAUAAAGUUUGUAUUAUUAGUGUAGUUAAAGGGACCAAAUAUUGUUCUGUUAAUUUGGAUUACGCAGGGUGUACCGAUUCUAAGACAUUCAAGGGUAAAGCAGUUGUGAGCACGUGUUGGAGUCCGCAUUUGAGGGAAGAGUGUUUAGUGUUGUUGGAUAAUGGUGACUUGUUGAUGUUUGAUAUUAAUGAAUCUUGCAUAAAAAAGGGCAAUCUGGGGCUUUUAGGAAGUGCAAGGAAUAGAACUUUAGAUAAGAAGCUGCGAGUCUCACUCAGCAAUAAGGUGAGAGUAGAGAAGGAUGAAAGUGGUAGUGGAGAGUGGUUUGGAUGUGAAUUUAGUUGGCAUCCAAGGAUAUUUAUUGUUGCUCAUUCUGAUGCGAUAUUCUUGGUUGAUCUGAGCUGUCCAGGGAUUUGCAAUGUUAAUUGUGUGCUGAAGGUUGAGAUGUUGUCUAACGUGAACAAUGAUGGGUUUGUGUCACUCUCAAGGGUUGGUUAUGAUGCGUUCUGCUUCACCGUAUCUACAAAACACUUGUUGCUUCUUUGUGAUGUACGGAAACCAAUGAUGCCGUUGUUACGUUGGCUACACGGUCUUGGUAAUCCACGGUACAUGACUGUUCUUAGAUUGUCAGAGUUAAGGUCGAACGCGAAAGUUGAUGAUUACAAGUGUGUGUCUGAAUCAGGUUAUUGCAUAUUGCUGGGAUCUUUCUGGGACUGUGAGUUUAGUCUUUUCUGUUUUGGGUCCAAAAUUAAUAGAAGCAACUCUGUCUCUUCUAAAAAUUUGAAGUUCUGCAACUUGUAUUAUGCAUGGGGACUCCCUACAGAGAUUUCAUUGUCAGGCUAUAAUUGUAAUUGUGGCAGCUGUUUUCUAAGAGAGGAGUUCUCAAAAAGUGCUCUCCCAGAUUGGAUUGACUGGAGGCAGAAAAUACAGGUAGUUAUGGGGUUUGGCAUUCUCGAUGCUGAUCUUUUUGCCGAGUUAUCCAGACCUAAUAGUUUUGGUGGGUUUGUGUUAAUUAGGUUAAUGUCAUCAGGGAAGCUAGAAGCACAGCAGUACCAUGCAGAAUGGGAAUCUGAAAAAUAUUCUGAAAUAGUUCAUAAGACAUGCAUUCAUCAUGCAGAUAAUCUUUUAUAUGAUACGGGUGACGCAGAAUAUAAAUUAGAAAAGAAAUUUCAGCACCUGAAGUUUGACUGCCUCAAUGCCUAUUUGGAAGACAAUCUAGCCAAAUACAUUGUUGAACGAAGAGAAAAUGUGAAAGAGAGUAGUGAAGAUGUCCCACAAAGAUGUAAUGUUGCAUCAAAAUCCAACUUCCAUCAAGAAAUCUGUCAUAAGCUGAAGGCCUUUAGGCUUCCUAGAUUAAGGUCAUCCCUGGCAUUUUCUGAUGUUAUAGAAGAUAUUAGCUUACCAACCAGCGUAAAUGAGAUUGCUUUGAGAAGUACUUGGGCUAGCUUACCUACAAAUCUCUUGCAAUUGGCUUUCUGCACCUACUCAGAAUUCCUUAUGGAUCUUGAGAAGCAUAAGGAACCUUUAGAGUUCCUUGAUAUUCCCGAUAAACUUCAACUCCUGCCCUUUCCUUUCCGAAAGCCAUCACGCCGUAGCAAUAAAUGGUCUGAUAAAGUUCAGCCUUCUGAUGCUCUUGUAGGUCCAGUUCUUCCCCAUCAUCUUUUGACUAUACUUCAUAAACUCUGCAUGGAAGAACUUAAAAAGGAAAGACAGACUUACCUGGAAGAAACAGAAGCAUUCUCUAUCAAUGCUGAACGCAGACUUCAAUAUAAGAAAGUAAUGGAGGUUAUUCAGGAGCUUGCGGUUUCGGAUUCUGACACCAAGAUUCAGGAUGAUGAUUUUGUUUCUCUUGCUGAUGAUAAAGAUGAGAUUAGCUACAACUACAAGACUCAAAAAUCAAAGUUCUCUUAUCAUAAACCACUGGCAUUCUCAGAGAAUUCCUCUGAUGUGGAUGUGAUGAUGAGGAAAUCUGGAUUUGAGAUUGACAGAUUUUCGACCUUUGUCUUUCGGAAAACCCAAGAGCAUAAAUCUAAUGUCGGUGCAGAGAUGGUAGGGCUAGAGCUAUUUGAUGUGGGGUGCCCAAUAGCACUAAAGUUUGAUGAUUAUACCAUUGACUUUGGGCCAAACGAGCUGGAAGCAUACCAAAAUUUGAAGAAACUAGAUUUGGAAUUUCAGAAAGGUUUUAAUCUCUAUCAAGAUUAUAUCACCAGAGGGAAAUCACUGAAAUGA
Messenger RNA from Olea europaea var. sylvestris, 3132 nucleotides. RefSeq lists its product as uncharacterized. Gene Ontology annotation, biological process: transcription by RNA polymerase I. Bases 1 to 3132 code for a protein of 1043 amino acids. Lineage: Eukaryota; Viridiplantae; Streptophyta; Magnoliopsida; Lamiales; Oleaceae. Gene Ontology annotation, cellular component: fibrillar center. The transcript is spliced from 4 exons. The record is from RefSeq and is a predicted model, not a curated record. Gene Ontology annotation, molecular function: RNA polymerase I core promoter sequence-specific DNA binding.